Molecule: messenger RNA, 266 nt
Organism: Meloidogyne enterolobii
Lineage: Eukaryota; Metazoa; Nematoda; Chromadorea; Rhabditida; Meloidogynidae
Source: the annotation of a GenBank genome assembly
UUAAAUGUAUUAAAAGUUAUCGAUCUCUAUCCUGGCAUUUUGUAUCCUGGAUGUUUUGUACUCGCGCCUCUUUUCAUUGUUAUUUCUCUGCUAUACUGGCUGCUCAUUGCUUUGCUUACCCACUUCUCAUCACCGCACCAUGUCGCCUAUAUAUAUCGCCGCUUGGGUUUUUAGUGUCGAAGAAAGCUGUUGUGUGUGAGGAGUUGUUCUCUUUUUCUUUUUGGCUGUGUCCUUCCUUCAUUUAUUUUAUUUAUUCACUUAAUUAA